AUGGAGAGACCAGCAGCUGCUGCGGAGACAGAGUCCGAAGAGGAAGCUGGGCUAACGACAGAGGCGGAAAGCGAUGCCCCGGUCUACGACUUCAAGAGCGACGACGAGGCCCCAGACCCUCGCCUGGGGGACUUGCGGAUUCUUCACUACAAAGGCAACAUAGCCAAGUUGCUGCUGCGCACAGGCCAGGCAAGCCGCAGCAGCAGCAGCAGCAGCAGCAGCAGCAGCAGCGGCAGCAGCAGCAGCAGAAGCAGCAGCAGCAGAAGCCGCAGCGGCAGGGGUGUGCGUUGGCGGAGAGUGGAAGCCCCUGCUGCAGCGCCGCCCAGCAGCAGCAGCAGCAGCAGCAGCAGCAGCAGCAGCAGCAAUCUGUUGGUCCCUGGCUUCACCCAUGCUGAGCUGCAGGAGCUCACGGACGAAGCAGCUGCAUGCACUCCUGUGCUGGCGACGCUGGGCUCUUCAGUGCUGCCCGCGUUCGUGGAGGCUGCGCUGCGGUGUAUGGUCGGCCGAGAAGUUUCUCUUGUUUGCUGCCAGCAAGAGCACUUAGCCCCUAGGGCCUACGAGCACUGCCCGCAGGGUUUAGCUGCUGCUGCUGCUGCUGCUGCUGCUGCUGCUGGCGGCCGCCACGCUGCAGCCUGCAGCAGCAGCAGCAGCACCAGCAGCAGCAGCAGGGCGUACGCGGCGCUGCACAAGUCUUCGCUACAAACCACAAGACGAGCAGCAAGACGCAUCAGCAAGCAGCGGCGGAGGCACCAGGAGCAGCGGCAGCAGCAGCAGCAGCAGCAGGAGCCGCAGCCGCAGCAACAGCUGCAACGGGAGCAGCAGAAGAAGCAGCACCACAGUCACCCACAGUGUGCUGCUGCUGCUGCCGCCGACUGCUGCAGCUGCUGCUGGACGCCCACAGCGUACUUAGAGAAGCCAGCAGCAGCAACAGCAGGGAAAGCAGCGCUGAAGCCAGCAGCAGCAGCAGCAGCAGAGCCGCCGCCUGCAGCAGCAGCAGCAGCUGAGCCGCCAGCAGCAGCAGCAGCAGCAGCUGAGCCACCAGCACCCAAAGCAGCGGCUGGGCCAGCCGCAGCAGCAGACGGCGUUGUGGAUUCGGCAGCAGCAGAAGCAGCUACCUGCAAGUCGCCCGCAGCAGCAGCACCGGAGGGAACAGCAGCAGCAGCAGCAGCAGCAGCAGCAGCAGCAGCAGCAAAAAGCAAGAACGUUUGCUUUGUGGUUGAGCUGCUGGCUGUGGGGCAGCUGCAGCGGAUUGACGAGAGCAGCAGCGUUUUAUUGUCUCCAAUUUUCUCCUGUGGCAGCAGCCGCUUUCCUAGAGAGGGGGAUUUGCUGCUGCUGCAGCUUGCUGCUCUUUGCUGCUCCCGCUGCUGCCAGCUGCAGCAGCUCAGCGCCCUUUGCAGCAGCUUGAAGUGCACAGUCACCAACGAGCUGCAGCAGCUGCUGCUGCAGCAGCACAACCGCCUGCGCAGAUGCUCCCAGCAGCCGGCAGCAGAUGCAGCACCAGCUGCUGCUUCCCCCGCUGCUGCUGCUGCUGCUGCUGCUGCUGCUGCUGCACCUGUGGCUUUGCAUGCAUUUGAGCUGCCGCUAAGAGCUGCUGCUCUUCCUUAUGCCGGGCUGCUGCAGGGGCUGAAACGCAUGCGCCUGGGGGAUGCUGCAGUCGUUAGCCUUCGAGGCAGGGCUCUGCAGCAGCAGCAGCAGCAGCAGCAGCAGCAGCAGCAGCAACAGCAGCAACAGCAGCAGCAAGAACGCUGCCUCCGAAGCACGUGCGGCAGCUGCAACACAGACGAGAAAGGAACGCAUGAGGGCCACACAGACUUAAGGUGUCUUUGCGACAGCUGCGUCUCAGCAGCAGCAGCAGCAGCAGCAGAAGCAGCAGCAGCAGCAGCAGCAGCAGCAGCAACACCGGCAACGACGACGGCGGCAGCAACAUCCGUAGAGGGAGAGGUGCAACCACAAGCAGCUUCAGCAGCGCCAUCAGCGGCAGCGGCAGCAGCUCCAGCAGCAACAGCAGCAGCAGCAACAGCACCUUCAGCAUCAGCACCUCCAGAAGCAGCAGCAGCAGCAGCAGCAAGCGAGAGUUGCUGCUGCUCUUUCAAGUGCUUCAGCUUUCCCUUCCGCGACUCUGUUUGUUUGUUCGUUCGUUUGCUGGGCUGGCGGCGUUUAGAGGAAAUACAAGUGCCUUCGCCAAUACACCUGAAGGGGACUGCGGGCGUCAUGCGGUAUUCCUUGAGCCCGCUGCAGCAGCAGCAAAUGCAGCAGCAGCAACUGCAGCUCCAGCAAAUGGAGCAGCAGCAGGCUGCAGCAGCACGCUCAGUGACAGCAGCAGCAGCCCCUGCUGCUGCUGCUGUUGCUGCUGCUCCCCCCCACCCCAUUUUUGCAGACGAAAACACCACAGUGCUCAUCCGCUUGCGGAUUGAUGUGGACGUGUUGCUGCCAUCUGAUGCAGCAGCAGCAGCAGCAGCAGCAACAGCAGCAGCAGCGAGCUCGGCUGCUGCUGCUGGAUCUAUUACUGCUGAAGAAGGGCAGGCAGACUUGUUGGAAACACCGCAGCAGCAGCACAAGCAGCAUCAGCAGCAGCAGCACAUGCAGCAGCAGCAGCAGCAGCCAGAGCAACUCCCGUUGCUGCCGCUGCUGUUUGCUUCUUCGGACCCGAGCUGCUUAGCAGCUGCAGGCGACUUGACUGUGUGCCGCAUGGAAGACCAGCAGCAGCAGCAGCAGCAGCAGCAGCAGCAGCAGCAGCAGCACGUUUGGCUGCUGUUUUCACUGUCAUCUGUAGUGACUGUUCCGCUGUGGCUGCGCCAUUUGCUGCUGAAGCUGCCGCUGGGCCAAACAGCGGAGGUGCUGCUGCCUCCCGAGCUGCUGCUGUUGCAGCAGCCGCAGGGAAAACGAGCGUGCAUGCAGCAGCAGCAGCAGCAGCAAGAGCAGCAGCAGCAGCAGCAGCAGCCGGAGGUUCAGCAGGAGUCUAAUUUGGUUGAAGGGCUGCCAGCGAUUGCUUGGGAAGGGCUGUGGCUGCUGCAGCUGCCUGAGAUGAAUGGAGACGCUCAAGGCACUGCAGCAGGAGCUGCUGCUGCUGCUGGAGCUGAUGCUGCGAUCCCGCAGCAGCUGCAGCAGCAGCAGCAAUUCGAGUCUGCUACUGCAGCAGAACUAAGGAGAGUUGUAGCAGCUGUGAGAUGCAUAGAAAGGAGACAGCCUUCUGCUGCAGUCCCUCAUUUGCUGCGCUACACUCCAGAGAGACUGGAGAGGGUGCUGCAGCAGCUCCUAGGCGUGCAGCAGCAGCAGCAGCAGCAGCAGCAGCAGCAACAGCAGCAGCAGCAAGACAGCAUGGAGACCUUGUUUGGGCCGGGGCGUCUGCAGCUAAGCUGCAGAGCUUCUGUCUCCUUUGCAGGAGUACUGGGGAGGGUAAGGCAGCAGCAGCCAAAGCAGCAGCAGCAGCAGCCAAAGCAGCAGCAGCAGCAGCAGCAGCAGCACGAGCGUUGCGCGUCUGACGGCCAGUUCUUGCGUCUUGCUGCACUUGUUUGUCCAGCAAUUCUGCUGCUGCUGCUGCUGCUGCUGCUGCUGCAGCGUCCAGACCACUGGGCUCUUUCGGGCGAGGCGAAAGCAGACUUUGCUGCUGCGCUGAAGGCUGAGGGGAAUCUGCUGUUUAAGCACGGAUGGAUCUCCGCCGCGCUGUCCAUGUACAAGAAAGGGCUAGACAUAUGUCGCAUGUCUGCUGCUUACUGGAGGCUGCUGCAGCAGCAGCAGCAGCUGCUGCUGCCGCUGAACACUGCUUCCGCCUUAUCUGCCCACGGCCCCCUUGGCAGCAAAACAGAACUUCCUGCUGCUGCAGCACGAGCUCUUUGCUGCAGCUUGUCUCUCAAUGCAGCAUCUUGCUGCCUGAGGCUGCAGCAGUUCAGUGAAGCAGCAGCGCACUGCGACGUCGCUCUCGCCUGCGCGCGCAGCAGCAGCAGCAGCAGCAACAGCAGCAGCAGCAGCAGCAGCAGCAGCAGUGAACAGGGAGAGGCGGCGGCGCCAAGUCCGCAGCAAAUGCAGCAAAACCAAGACCAGCAGCAGCAGCAGCAGCAGCAGCAGCAGCAGGGAUUUGACCCGCUGCUGUCGCAGAAAACUGCGCUGCACCGGAAGGCCCUGGCGCUGCAGGCAGCAGGAGAUGACGCAGCAGCUUUAGCAGCAGCAAAAGCUGCUGCUGCUUUGUCCCCUAAGGACAGGCAUAUAAGGGCGCUGCUGCUGGAGCUGCAGCGCGAACGACAGAAGCAGCAGCAAGGGGCGGCUGCCAUGAGGGGAUUUCUACUGUAG
Eimeria necatrix is the source of this 4287-nucleotide messenger RNA. RefSeq lists its product as hypothetical. Gene Ontology annotation, molecular function: protein binding. Bases 1 to 4287 code for a protein of 1428 amino acids. NCBI's taxonomy places the organism in Eukaryota, Apicomplexa, Conoidasida, Eucoccidiorida, Eimeriidae. The transcript is spliced from 8 exons. The record is from RefSeq and is a predicted model, not a curated record.